This is a messenger RNA of Scomber scombrus (Atlantic mackerel), 1986 nucleotides long. RefSeq names its product G protein-coupled receptor 183a (gene gpr183a). Gene Ontology annotation, molecular function: G protein-coupled receptor activity; oxysterol binding. Bases 104 to 1225 code for a protein of 373 amino acids. NCBI's taxonomy places the organism in Eukaryota, Metazoa, Chordata, Actinopteri, Scombriformes, Scombridae. Gene Ontology annotation, cellular component: membrane. The transcript has 2 exons. Gene Ontology annotation, biological process: G protein-coupled receptor signaling pathway. The record is from RefSeq and is a predicted model, not a curated record.
GUAGUUGUAGUGCUACAGGACAGUAGUGGAUCAAUGUGACUUUAGGAGGCAUUAAAUCUGAGUGAAAAUACAUCAUUGAGUUACUGGUUCCUAAAAUAUCAAGAUGGCUAAUACCACUGUGCCUGUGACCCUCUCAUCCACCAUCAAUAUUUCCACCUGCAAUACCUUAUAUGCCCACCGCGACUACGCCCGGGUCUUCAUGCCUAUUGUCUAUUGCAUUGUAUUCGUUGUGGGUCUGUUUGGAAACGGCCUCGCCCUCCAUGUCAUCCGUCCCAAUCUGAAGAAGAUCAACUCCACCACCUUGUACUCACUCAACUUGGUCAUUUCUGACAUCCUCUUUGCCCUCUCUCUUCCUGUGAGGAUUGCCUACUACGCCUAUGGCUUCAAUUGGCGUCUGGGUGAGACAAUGUGUAAAAUCUCAGGCCUCAUCUUCUAUAUCAACACCUACGCUGGGGUCAAUUUCAUGACCUGCCUCAGUGUAGACCGUUUCAUUGCUGUGGUCCUGCCGCUGCGCUAUGGCCGAUGUCGGAGGGUUAGUAACGUACGCUACAUAUGUGUUGGCGUGUGGCUGCUAGUCCUAGCGCAGACCCUCCCCCUGCUCAACAUGCCCAUGACCCAAGAGGAACCAGAUGGCUCUAUCACCUGUAUGGAAUACCCCAACUUUGAGAAAGUUCCCCAUAUUGCCUCUAUUCUGAUUGGUGCUGUCUUUCUUGGAUUUGUCAUCCCUGUGGUCACCAUCCUGUUGUGUUACUCAGUCCUGUGCUGUAAACUCCACUCCACAGCUAAGACCAACCAUUUGACUGAAAGGUCUGGCCGGAACCGCAAGGCCAUCGGUGUGAUCUGCUGCGUGUCCCUGGUGUUUGUCGUCUGUUACAGUCCCUAUCACAUUGACAUUCUGCAGUACAUGAUCCGCAAGCUGGUAUCGAACCCUGAUUGUGCUGAGCUCACUGCCUUUCAGGUCUCACUGCACAUAACUGUGUGUCUAAUGAACCUCAACUGCAGCUUGGAUCCCUUUAUCUACUUCUUUGCCUGUAAGGGCUACAAGAGGAAACUCCUGAAGCUGUUGAAGCGGCAGGUCAGCGUAUCCUUCUCCAGUGCAGUGAGGACUUCACCUGAAGGAUCCUCCAAGGAUAUUAUUGAUGGCAACAAGAUCCAACUCACCACUUCGACUGUAGGUACAACCAGUGAGAGACUCACAGAGAGGAGAUUACACCGGCAUGAAUAAAACUGUGACACCAAGAGUUACACAAGAUAAGAGAAACUUUUUAAUCUCAGUGGGCCUACAUCGAUCAGGCCAAGUCAGUUUGUGACUCAAAUUGUAACUCAGCAUGUGGAUCCAUUCUGUAGGAAUUCAGUUGUAUUGGACCAGAUCUAUUUACACGAGGGAAGGUUAAUAAAAUAUCAACAAAAUGACUGAAAAUUUUAAGAGGACAAAAUGCAGUACCUCUUGUGUUUACAUCAUUUCUAAUUAAUUAGUCCAUUGUGCAAGAAAGCAGAGACUGUUACAGCUAAGGAAAGAAACAUUGCUUACCAGUACCUUGAGAGGUAGCUAAGGAAAGCAUGGUGGAAGUAGACCGUCAACUGAUUAAGAGCUGGAGGAGAUUAUUUAAGAAAGACAAGUUGACAUGAAGUCUUACCCACAUUCAAAUUUCAUUGCUUGUGCUGAUUGGAAAAUAAUGUGUACAUGUAUGUGAAGAGGUGUAUUCCUAAAGGCAGUACACUCACUUGAAAGCAACAACUAUUUGCAACCGCACAGUGACCUCACAUCUGAGCCCAUCCUCAUCCUCCAAAAUGAUGGAAAGCCUUUUUGCCUCAUGUUUCUGUACACAGCAGCAGUAUCUCAGGAUAAUUGAUGAACUGUACACUCAUUAUUGCAGCCUGCUUGCCAGCUGAAGAGAUUGCAGAAGCGCCUUAUAUUUGUUUGCUUACCAUGUAUUUCCAUUUAUUUUCCAUGAUAAAAGUGGGUGUGGUUGAUAAUGUAAUGUA